This is a messenger RNA of Perognathus longimembris pacificus (Pacific pocket mouse), 2635 nucleotides long. It is a transcript of the gene Pex19, whose product is annotated as peroxisomal biogenesis factor 19. Gene Ontology annotation, biological process: protein import into peroxisome membrane. The transcript is spliced from 8 exons. Gene Ontology annotation, cellular component: peroxisome; peroxisomal membrane. Lineage: Eukaryota; Metazoa; Chordata; Mammalia; Rodentia; Heteromyidae. The coding region runs from base 39 to 938 and encodes 299 amino acids. The record is from RefSeq and is a predicted model, not a curated record.
GGUAGUCACGCCUCCUACGGCAAGUGGGAGGCGGCAAGAUGGCGGCAGCUGAAGAAAGCUGUGGUGUCGGGGUUGAAGCGGAUCGGGAACUGGAAGAGCUGCUGGAAAGUGCUCUUGAUGAUUUCGAUAAAGCCAAACCUUCCCCAGCGCCCCCUCCUACCACCACGACCCCUGAUGCUUCAGGGCCCCAGAAGAGAUCGCCAGGAGACACUGCCAAAGAUGCCCUCUUUGCCUCCCAAGAGAAGUUUUUCCAGGAACUGUUCGACAGCGAGCUGGCUUCUCAAGCCACUGCAGAGUUUGAGAAGGCAAUGAAGGAGUUGGCUGAGGAAGAGCCCCACCUGGUGGAACAAUUCCAAAAGCUCUCAGAGGCUGCUGGGAGAGUGGGCAGUGACGCAACCUCCCAACAAGAAUUCACUUCUUGCCUAAAGGAGACAUUAAGUGGACUAGCCAAAAAUGCUACUGACCUUCAGAACUCAGGCAUGUCAGAAGAAGAGCUGACCAAAGCCAUGGAGGGUCUGGGCAUGGAUGAAGGGGAUGGAGAUGGGAACAUCCUCCCCAUCAUGCAGAGCAUCAUGCAAAACCUGCUCUCCAGGGAUGUGUUGUAUCCAUCACUGAAGGAGAUCACUGAGAAGUAUCCAGAAUGGUUGCAAGAUCAUCGAGAAUCUCUACCUCCAGAACAGUUUGAAAAAUAUCAAGAGCAGCACAAUGUCAUGUGCAAAAUUUGUGAGCAGUUUGAGGCAGAGACACCCACAGACAGUGAGACCGCUCAGAAGGCACGUUUUGAGACAGUGCUAGAUCUUAUGCAGCAGCUCCAAGAUUUGGGCCAUCCUCCAAAAGAGCUGGCUGGGGAAAUGCCACCUGGUCUCAACUUUGACCUGGAUGCCCUCAAUCUGUCGGGCCCACCAGGUGCCAGUGGUGAGCAGUGUCUGAUCAUGUGAAACACAACACACUUUCCUCCCUGAGUCCCAGCCAUGGGGAACAUCUGGAGUCAGCAGAACCAUGAGAACUGAAGCGGAAAUGUCGUCUAUGGGAGUGGUCUUCUCACCGCCCCGUUGUCCUACUCAAGACUGUGCCAUACCAGCUGAGCCAUUUCCUCUGUUUUUCUAGAAAUGGGAUCUGUUCCAUAGGCCAUUUUUGUGAGCCCUACUGUUGUGGUUUCUGCUGCUAGAAAAGGCCCAGCUAAGGAAGGUAUCCCUCUUGGGGCAUGUACCUUCUUCCCUUUCCCAAAAUAAUGUUAAAUAUGGCCAUACUCAUAUUCACCUUCUCGCCCGGGGUCUUUGUGCCUUGUUUCUACUCCUUUUCUUAGAUCUGGGGAGCAGGGGCAGAGUCACAGGACUCUACAUUUCUGUACUUCUCUUGGGCAGAGCCUCAAGGAGUGGAGAGACACUGGCUUGGGCUGUGGCUGUGGAUCUGUCACUGUAUCCUCUUGCCUUCAGACAGAACUUUCUUCAUUCUCUGAAGGGAAAGAACUUUUCUAUGUGAUCACAAUGGGGUUGGAAGAGAAGCCAUAGGCUUUUUCUUUCUCUAGGUGCUGAGCCCUCAACUCCUUAUUACAGCCUGGGCAUUCAAGUUACUACCCUUGUUCUUUCUACAAUGCCAUGUGGUCUGGAUGGAUCCAGCCCUUGACCUUCUUUUGCCCUGUGUCUGUCCUUCUCUCGUCUCUUUUUUAAAUUCUUUUUUAUUCUAAACCUGAGCCCAAGCUGUAACAAGAGGACCCAUCCUGUUCCCCUUCAUCCAGUAUAACCUCCACUCUGACUGCUUCCUUCCACUACAUAAUUGUAGUGUCAGGUCUGGCAAAUGAAUGGCCUUUCUACACAGAUACAUUGUGGCUUAUUUGAGACAACUGAUUCCCUUAGAAUCCUUGGUUUAGGGAAGUACUUGGGGAAGGGGUGCAGCUUGGAGCAGUACUAAUAAAUACUCUGAGUGAGGAAUGUGGCCUAUUUUUCAUCCAGGUCUUUUUCUGGUCUUUCCCCACUUCUGUAAGCUGCAGAAUGCGGGUGGAUGUUAGGAGAUAGUUCUAUGUAAGGUAUGUGCUAUGCUCCACCACUUCCUUGGUACCCCAGCUCAGUCUUCAUCUCAUUUGGUGAAGGACACUGGACAGCUGUUUGUUCUCAUUGCUAGGUAUUUCAAUCUGGAAAGCUCUUGAAUAGACAUUAUAUUUUAUUUUAUUUUUAUUUAUUUUUUGUGCCAGUUCUGGGCUUGAACUCGGGGCCUGAGCACUGUCCCUGAGCUUUUAUGCUCAGGGCUAGCUAGCAUUCUACCUAAUCUUUCAUGUGUCAACUCUGCUUCUGGUUAAUUGGAAUGGUUAGUUGGAGAUAAGAGUUCCAUAGACUUUCCUGCCAAGGCUGCCUUUGAGCCACAGUCCUCAAAUGUCAGCCUCCUGAAUAGCUAGGAUUACAGGCGUGAACUAUUGGCACCUGGCCCUAUAUUUUGGCUUUAUGUAUUAUAACUAUAGUUAGUAAUAUGUUGUUAAUAUGUUUCUAAAUUAUCUGUCUUUGAGCUGACUUUGCUGUUUUCAUUGACUCUGAAGACCUUGCUGUUAUAUGUUUGAUGAGUACUCUGAUGAGUCCAGAUGGCUGUCCUGGUUCACUCUGUAAAUAAUUCCUGUCAAAACAAAUUUGUACUAAUCAUAUGA